CCCGAGCUCGCAAGCUGCGGCCUCGUUUUUGUGUAUCGUGCGGUCGAGAACCGGUUGGUAUCAUUCAGCCCCUUGAAUGAUGUUGCUUCACAGACGAUGCCUGCCAGUGCAUGAAACCGCUCGGAAACUCUUAGUUCCUGCUUGAAGUUCCAGCAGGAGCCAAGGAUCUGGCGACUCUCUUCAUUUGAUUGUCAUAUCCCCGUGUGCUGAAACUCCGUGCGCUGAUAACAUCGACAUCUGAACAUGAGCGGGCAUAUUUUGGAAGCCUUCAAACUCUCAUUAGACUCUAUUAUGCUAUCUGCAAGGUACUUCUCGCUACCUUUCUGGGACGGCGUGACUUUUUCUUUUCUUCAACACUAUAUCUGACACUCCCUGUGGUAAACUGGCGCGGCGUUCGGGACCGCGGGUGCUUAUGUACGUAUGUGCUCUGCUAACUGGCGCAACGGCGCUCACUUUCACCUGGUCAAAUCACUUGUGGUAUCUCGCCCACGGCACAAAUAUGCAGCGAUAUGGCACUCGGCUUAUUUCCUCGGGGCAUGUCUCAAGAUGAUCAACGAUGAUUGGUCGCCCCAUGCUCCGCUCAUGAUUCUCUCCGUCUUUGAUCGAAUCACGAUUCUUGCUGUCGCAAACUCAAGAAUCCUAUCAUAUCGCUAGCGUUCGGCGCCUCUUCUGUGGUGGGCAGCUCGAUUGGACAAAUUCUCCGUGGCCUCGCAUAUCUUUCUCUGAAGUGGCUCCAAUCGAACGCAGACAAAUGGAAGUCCAAGAUCAAUGGGCCCACGCGCCUCCCGCCACACCGACAAGAAAAACCGUUGGAAACGGACGCCGGAAUCUCGGAGAACCGGGCUUUGUGUUUUAACUCUCCCGCGAUUGUCCUUGUCAGAGAACCGGCGUUCAAAGUGACUGGCGAGUAGCUGCUUGUAGCCCCGCCGGCGAUGCUUCAGACGAUUUGGGUGCACCCAUAUGAGCAUUCAGCUCUCCGUCUCGCAACACAGGUUGCAAACUCAUCGUCCGCCCGUGACUCACUGGCACUUGCCAUGUCAACUAAUGUUGGGUUCCUGAUCAAUGCUUAGGCACAGGAGACCUUGCAUCACGUUACCAAAUCGGGCAACGCGUCACGACGCGUCUCUCAUCUCAUCUAAUUCAAUUGAUACCGUCUUGAGUCAAACGAUCACGCCCGAUAUAAAGGCACUGCACCAGGCCCCACGCUCAUUUCCUUUCUUUGCUCGCCAUGGGUAAUGUCCCAGCGCAGCCCAGUCAUCCGCUGGUCACCCGUAAGCGCUCGACGGCAGGAUUCUCGCGCGUCAUCCUGCCAUGCACAUCAACGAACUUUGUCGACGUCGCCGAGAACGACUCGAAGGAAACCGUCUCCCUCAUGAACGAAAAGCCGUGCUGCAUCUCCGCCGAAAGCAGUCCCCGCCGCCCCACCCACCGCCCCAUCGUCCCCGAUCCCUCCAGCUCUCGCCUGCUGCCCCCACCCCCAUUUUCUCUCUAUGCUCCAGGCCAGGACGCGCCCAUCGAUGCAGCUGCCACCGCAUAUACUCUGUUUCUCGAUCGGUUUCCCGAAUAUCGGCUUACUUGGAUUGUCGACGCACUUCGCCGCAGCGAUUACUCGCGGCUAGAGACGACGGGGGAGACAUACGUCGAUUACAUGGGCGGGGCGAUAUAUCCCGAGAGUCUGAUCCGGGUUCACACUGACUUCCUGCAUCGCAGCGUGCUAGGAAACACCCACUCUGUCAGCAACAGCUCAAGCCUGUCAUUGCGCUCGGCAGAUGAAGCGAGAGCAGCCGUGCUGGGCUUUUUCCGCGCCUCUCCCGUCGAUUAUACCGUGGUCUUCACCGCCAAUGCCACCGGGGCCUUGAAACUGGUUGGGGAAUCGUAUCCGUUUACGGGGGGUAGUUCCUACGUCUUGAGCGCCGACUCGCACAACAGCGUCCAUGGCAUCAGGCAAUAUGCGACAUAUCGCGGGGCAAAGACAGUUUACAUACCCACGACACCGACUGGAGGCUUCGAUGUCUCGGUAGCAAAGAAUGUGCUCCUCCGCUCCCGUCCACGUGCCAAGGCCACAGCCCCGAGUCUCUUCGCACUCACCGGCCAAUCAAAUAUCACGAACACUAAAAACCCGCUGUCCAUCAUCGAAUAUGCAGCUUCGCAGGGCUAUCACACCGUUUUGGACGCGGCCGCGCUGGCCGCUUCUUCGACGAUAUCGUUGGCCGAUUGCCCUGUUGAUGCCAUGGCAGUUUCGUUCUACAAGAUGUUCGGUUUUCCGACCGGGGUCGGGGCGUUAGUUGUCAAAAGGUCGUUUCUAGCGCAGUUGCAGCGUCCGUGGUUUGCGGGGGGGACGGUCAACGUUGUGCAGGUCCCUGGCAACAUUGUGACGCGAUCCAUGCAGCUCCACGAGCAGUUCGAGGAUGGCACCAUCAACUUUUUGACACUUCCCGCCGUUACCGAUGGACUGAGGUUUCUGUCCGCAUAUCUGCCUUUCCUGCCUCUUCGACUGUCGUGUCUUUUGAAGUAUCUCGUGAUAUCACUGGGGAAACUACGGCACGAGACAGGGCUUCCUGUUGUUCGGAUCCUUUCCGCGAUUCCGUCACAACGUCUGAAGAACGUCGGCGAGCAAUCGGAUACGGGAUCCAUCAUUUCCCUCAUCUUUCUCGAUCCCAACGGAGAGAUGAUGUCCAAUUCGUUCGUGGAGUUCGCGGCCGCCAAGCUCAACAUCUCUCUGCGCACUGGGUGUAUGUGCAACUCUGGGGGUGCAGCUGCGCUGCUGGGGUUUCAGCCAACGAUGGAGCUGAUGUACGAAGGAAUAACCGUGCAGGGCCUGGAGCAACUGGCAGGCAUGGAGCUUGGUGUUGUUCGGAUCAGUCUCGGCUUGGCGAGUAACUUCCAAGAUGUCUGGACGGUGCUGCGAUUCGCCCAGCUUCUUGCGGCCGAGAGAACGAGGUCGAUAUUAUGGGAUCAUUAUACGGAUGCCACAGGCGUCGUCAUCGGGGAGGCGAUAUAGCCACAGCCGCUGGGUCUCGGAAAGGGAAACGGAAAGGGAAACUGGAGGAUUAAAUCUGACUGUUCAGUUAUCUCACGGGGGACCUUCUAUCUCGCAUCAUGUAUCAUCUUAUAUGUUGUAUCUUUACAUUGUUGUCGGCACCGCAGAAUAUGCCACCACUACCCCAUCAGACCCAGUGGUUCUUUUCCUGCUGGUCCGUCUGUUGAAUGAUGCAUGAUGGCCGCUGCCUUCCAAGUGAAUGUCGCUUCCUCCCGGCAAAGAUAAGGAAUAUGUAUAUUUAUAAACGAGGUCCCCUCAUCCUUUCCGUCUAUGUUUAGAUCACAUCCGCUUGCAAGCGAAUAAAUAAGUAUAAAAGAUAUAUUGUUAACGAGUGAGGUUAGGGUUAGCGCGAUUCAAAGUCCAAAAAAAAAAGGCCCGCCUAGCCGAGUGGCUGUGGCGGAACAGGAAAAUAUUGAGACGGUGCAUGAGCCGAAGUACAUACAAACCGCAGGCCCACUCUGAAUGGACAGGGUCGCCGUGCUAUGGAGUGUUCCCACGGCCCAAAAGCCCAGGUCCGUGAAGGAGCUUAUGC
This is a messenger RNA of Mycena citricolor, 3572 nucleotides long. NCBI's taxonomy places the organism in Eukaryota, Fungi, Basidiomycota, Agaricomycetes, Agaricales, Mycenaceae. The record is from the annotation of a GenBank genome assembly.